AUGAGCGCGGGCGCCGGUAAAGCCGGCGGUAUCGGUCCGGACUGGCCAAAUAGCGGGAACGACCGAUACUUUGGUUUAGAGAAUUACGGAAACACAUGUUAUUGCAACUCGGUCGUGCAGGCGCUGUACUUCUGUCGCCCCUUUCGGGAAUGCGUGCAAGGAAUGGAUUUGACCGAGGCCGAUAAGGAGACUCUAUUAUCCGGUCUACAGGAGCUCUUCCUGAAGAUCACAACGCAGAAAAAAAAGACGGGUAUUAUCGGACCACAGCAGUUCAUCACCAUCCUCAAAAGGGAGAACGAGCUUUUCCGAGGCACGAUGCAUCAGGACGCGCACGAAAUGCUGAACUACCUGCUGAACGCGAUCGCGGAGAUAUUGCUGAGGCAUAAGAGGGAGAUGGUGGAAAACUCUACCUCUAAGCGGCAGCAGGUACCCGAAAGCUGGGUGCAUGCCUUGUUUGAGGGCAUCCUGACGAACGAGACAAAGUGUCUCACUUGUGAGACGGUCACCUCUCGGGACGAAACCUUUUUGGACUUGUCGGUAGAUGUUGAGCCCCACUGCUCACUCAGCUACUGUCUCCGCAAUUUCUCGAAAUCGGAAACGCUAUGUCACAAAAACAAGUUUUUCUGUGAUGUCUGCAACAGCCUGCAGGAAGCCGAGAAACGAAUGAUCCUGCGGAAAACGCCCAAUAUCCUAGCCGUGCAUCUCAAGCGCUUCAAAUACCAAGAGCAGCUGCAGAGGUACAUCAAACUGUCAUACCGGGUACCGUUUCCGCUGGAACUUCGGUUGUCGCAUUUCACGGAUGAUGCGGAAAACCCCGAACGACUCUAUCAGCUGUUUGCAGUCAUUGUGCAUAUUGGCGGCGGGCCGCACCAUGGACAUUAUGUGACGCUGGUCAAGAGCUCUGGGCAGUGGCUGCUAUUUGAUGAUGAUGAUGUC
This is a messenger RNA of Fimicolochytrium jonesii, 936 nucleotides long. RefSeq lists its product as uncharacterized. Gene Ontology annotation, biological process: protein deubiquitination. Gene Ontology annotation, molecular function: cysteine-type deubiquitinase activity; cysteine-type endopeptidase activity. The transcript is spliced from 3 exons. Gene Ontology annotation, cellular component: nucleus; cytosol. The record is from RefSeq and is a predicted model, not a curated record. NCBI's taxonomy places the organism in Eukaryota, Fungi, Chytridiomycota, Chytridiomycetes, Spizellomycetales, Powellomycetaceae. The annotation marks the transcript as partial.